Oncorhynchus masou masou (cherry salmon) is the source of this 5175-nucleotide messenger RNA. Its product is annotated as XK-related protein 5-like. The transcript has 7 exons. Gene Ontology annotation, biological process: phosphatidylserine exposure on apoptotic cell surface; apoptotic process involved in development; engulfment of apoptotic cell. Bases 97 to 2109 code for a protein of 670 amino acids. Gene Ontology annotation, cellular component: plasma membrane. The record is from RefSeq and is a predicted model, not a curated record. Lineage: Eukaryota; Metazoa; Chordata; Actinopteri; Salmoniformes; Salmonidae.
AGGACGAGUACUGGUAGGUAACGGGAUCCACCAAGAGAGAAGGAUGACUAUAAUAAUGUCCCCGGCUGGUUCCCGCGGCGCCCAAGUCUCCGUAUCAUGAUAAACACUGGGCCUGUCGCCCAUAUGAUGCCCGUGGCGGCCCGGAGUGGGUCCUGGAUUGCGUGGUGCCAGGCUAUCCUUUUUGGUGUGUCGGGGCUGGUGAUACUGGCUGAAAGGACCGCGCUGAUCUAUUGUGUAGGAUUCUACCUAUGGAAUGAAGAAACGCAGUGGGCGGGGAUGACCCUCGCCUUCCUGUUGCCGGGGAUACUGGUCCAGGUGUUGAGUCUCAGGUGGUACCGUGACGAUGGGGAAGACCACUAUUGGUUCCUGACCCUCACACAUGUGCUGCAACUGGGCAUCUUCCAAAGGUUGUGGGACUGCAUGAUAUCAGUAUGGGACAUGCAGGGUAGUGCGGUCGAGCUCGGGGCGGCUGUGAUGCAGCAGGCCGAUGUGUCCGCCCUCCGCCUGUUGGAGGCCCUGGUCCUCACCCUCCCUCAGACACUGCUGCAGACCUACGUCUUAGCUGUCACCGACGUGGAACUCCACUCCCCAGUAGCGGUGUGCGCAGGCCUGUGCCUGCUGUCACUGUCCUGGGCGCUGGUGCUGUUCAGCCGGGCAUGCUGCCUGAUCCGCCCGGGCCACCUGGCCAUGCCCCCGGCCGCCCUGCUGUGCCAGCUGCUGUGGAGGGCGGGCAUGCUGGGCGCCCGCGUGGCAAGCCUCAUGUCCUUCGCCCGCUACUUCCACUGGUGGACCUGCGGAGUGGCAGGCUUCCACUGGCUCACGGCUUCCUUCUGGCUGGUCGCCCAGCAACCGGAAAUCUGCACCGGACCCUGGCGCUGGCGCCUGUUCAACGUCGCGCUGGGAUUGGUCCACAUCUUCCUCUUCCUCAACGUCAAAGACGGACCUUCGCGCUUUCGCAUGGCCGGCUUCUACGUGGCCAUGCUACUGGAGAACACCACCCUACUAGUGGCAGCGUCCGACUUCCUCAGUGAGAAAUCAUGGGAAAGCAUGACCCUCCCCAUCGCUGUGCUGAGCAGCUUCCUGCUUGGCGCCACCUCUCUAGUCCUGUACUACCGCUUCCUCCACCCCAAGUCCACUGAGAUCGCCACAGGCCAUGGCCUCGGCCACCGCAACCACCACAUGGGCUCCACCUGCCUGGAGGGCCUAGAGCAGGGCGAGUCUUCCUACUCCCUGGGGGGUGGGGGAGGUGACAAGAGCCUCCCCCAGACAGCACCCUCCUCCCUGCACAACCACGGCAGCUUCUCCCUCUCUGGCGUGGCCGGCUCCCUCCUGGAGCAUCCUGGGAGUUGCGGUCCCAGGCUGGGUAACUCGUGCCUCUGCCGCCACCACCACUGGCUCCUGAUUCGCUUGGCACUAAAAACCGGUGACGUAGGAAAGAUCAACCGGGCCUAUGGCUCCGGUGGCGUGGUGGCCAACUUGGACGAGGACGAUUACUGUUGUAACUCGGAGGCCACGGGUACAGGUGGCGGCAGGACUACCACGGCGUGUGGGGGCAACUACGACGGGGCCUCGGUGUCCGAAUCGCAGGGGACGAAGGUGGGCCUAGCACCCCUCUCGGACUGCAAGGAGGAGUUCCAGAGCGCCAGCGAUGAGCCCAUAUCCGCCGAGACGCCUGGCGAGGAGGAGAGCGAGGACAGCCUGGAGGACAUGCAGAGCCCACUGGAGUCGCCGGUGUCUGACUCCUUAAAGCGCAGCUCGCCCGAGGGCAAAUCGGUGUUCGGGGACAGCCCCGAGCCAUACUUCUGCCCCAGCACCACCCUGUCCAGCUCCACACUGUACUUCAGUGCUGACCCCCAGUCCCCCAGCAGCACCAGCAACCCCCGCCUGGACCGGGCCAGCCCCCCCAUGGGCAUGGCAGGCCUCGGCUCCAUCCCCAGCGACCCCGCCCUGCACAGGGACGUCAGGGGACUGCAGAUGGGGCCUCGCUACACCUCCACACCCAAACUGGACUCUGGGGUGCAGGGGGACGCACUGCCCAGCAUCCCUCAUCUGAGUGGUCCCAGGAGGCAGCUGAUACUGUCACGGCGAGACCAGGACGAUGGAUUUUAAGAACAAGGGAGGGAGGAGAAAAAAAAAGAGAUGGUGGAAAGAGAUUGAAAAGUCAAUGGAGAGGAAGCAUAAAUCAAACACAAGCCCAGCUCAAAGCUAGCUCAUUUGAAGCACAAGUAUCUUAAGUAAUAUACAUUUCCUAUAAAGCUGUCCGUUACCAUUUCUUGCUGAUUGUUCCGAGUACCAAGUACUUUCUAUUGGGGAUUUCAUAUUCCGCCGAGUACCGGUACUUACUUUUUACAUCAGUAGCUUUAACCCAGUUCAAUCAACGCUACCUCCUAAUCAACCAAAUAUAAUACAAUAAACAAAUAAUACCACAUAAAAACCUAUUUAAAUGCUUCUAAAAAAUAAUUCUAAGAAGUGGUGACAUGAUCUUGGCAAAAGUGAAGAUACUCACUGCAAUAUGUCAGCUUGGUAUCUGAACUUUCCUGUUGUGUUUUUGUUAUUCCUUUGAAAAGAUACUCACUCCCCAUAACCCCAAAAUGAACAUAAUGAACACAUUGAACAGGCCAAGGGUUCACUAGGAACCAAACGACCAAAACGGGGAAGGACUAAACUGAACUUGUCCUUUGCAAAAUGUUUAUCUAUCAUUUGCUACGGUGUGCUGUGCACUAAUGACUACACCCCAGGUGAACGUAUACACUCAUUUGCUGACACCGCUUAGGACAGACAGGGCUUCAUAGUCAACUCGACAAAACUGUUUGAUGGUGAAAUCAGACAGUUGUCCCACAUUUUAUAUGUCCCAUUUUGCCUUUUGCGAAGUUGUUCAUAUUAACAAACGUAUUUAUUGAGCUAAUUAAUUAAUAUUUUUAAGGUACAUUGUUGCAAAGAUAUAAAAUAAAAAUCUUUGUCUUAAAGACAUGUUGAACAUGUUAACUUGCUAAAUGCAGUUUUUCCAAUUGAGAAACUCUAAAAUAUGUUUUGUACUGUCUCAGGCGCGUGGUUGUGUUUUAAACAGUUUUCACACCUCACAUGUGAAGGUAAGUGGAAGAAUAAGGGAUAUCCAAGACAUAUUUUGUGACAAUGUUUUGCUGUGCUCAUUUUUUCAUCUCUUCUAAGGGAUCAUUGUAUUGUUGAUGAAAUGCUCUAUAAAUGACCCAGGGUACAGUGUCUUCAGAAAGUAUUCACACUCCUUGACUUUUUCCACAUUGUUGUUACAGACUGAAUUUAAUAUCAAUUACAUUGCGAUGUUUUUGGUCACUAGUCUACGCACAGUACCCCAUAAUGUCAAAGUUGAAUUACAUUUACAUUUAAGUCAUUUAGCAGACGCUCUUAUCCAGAGCGACUUACAAAUUACGUUUUUGAAAUGUUUACAAAUGAUUUAAAAAUGAAAAGCAGAAAUGUCUUGAGUCAUUAAGUAUUCAACCCCUUUGUUUUUACUUAACCUUUAUUUCACUAGGCAAGUCAGUUAAGAACACAUGCUUAUUUACAAUGACUGCCUACCCCAGCCAAACCCUUCCCUAACUCUGACGACGCUGGGCUAAUUGUGCGCUGCCCUAUGGGACUCCCGAUCACGGCCUGGUUGCGAUACAGCCGGAUUCAAACCAAGGUCUGUAGUGACGCCUUGCAGUACCUUAGACUGCUACGCCACUCGUUAUGGCAAGCUUGAAUAAGUUCAGGAGUAAAGAAAUGUCCUAACAAUUAUGGAUUCACUGUGUGUUUAACAUGAUAUUUAAAUGAAUACCUCAUCUCUGUAGCCCACACAUAUAAUUAUCUGUAAGGUCCCUCAGUCGAGCAGUGUAUUUGAAACAGAUUCAACCACAAAGACCAGGGAGAUUUUCCAAUGACUUGCAAAGAAGGGCACCGAUUGGUAGAUGGGUUUAAUAAAAAAGGAAAAAAAGCAGACAUUGAAUGUCUCUUUCAGCAUAGUGAAGUUAUCAAUUAUACUUUGGAUGGUGUAUCAAUACACCCAGUCACUACAAAGAUACAGGCGUUCAUGCUAACUCAGUUGCCGGAGAGGAAGAAAACCGCUCAGGGAUUUCACCAUGAGGCCAAUGGUGACUUUAAAACAGUUACAGAGUUUAAUGGCUGCAUAGGAGAAAACUAAGCCUGGAUCAACAAUAUUGCAGUUACUCCACAGUAAUAACUUAAUUGACUGAGUGAAUUAAAAAUACUCCAAAACAUGCAUCAUGUUUGCAACAAGGCAAAAGUAAUACUGCACAAAAUGUGGCAAAGCAAUUUAACUAUGGGGCAAGUCCAAUACAACACAUAACUGAGAACCACUCCACAUUUUCAAGUAUAGUGGUGGCUGCAUCAUGUUAUGGGUAUGCUUGUAAUCAUUAAGGACUGGGGAGUUUUUCAAGGUAAGAAAGAAACGGAAUGGAGCUAAGCACAGGCAAAAUCCUAGAGGAAAACCUGGUUCAGUCUGCUUUUCACCAGACACUAGGAGAUGCAUUCACCUUUCAGCAAGACAAUAACCUAAAACACAAGGCCAAAUAUGCACUGGAGUUGCUUACCAAGAAGACAGUGAAUAUCCCUGAGUGUGUGAGUUACAGUUUUGAUUUAAAUCUGCUUGCAAACUUAUGGCAAGACCUAAAAAUGGUUGUCAGGCAAUGGUCAACAACCAAUUUGAUAGAAUUUGAAAAAAGAUGAAAAGAAUAAAUGGGCAAAUGUUGCACAAUCCAGGAGUGGAAAACUGAAGAGACUUACCCAGAAAGACUCACCGCUGUUAUCGCUGCCAAAGGUGAUUCUAACAUGUACAGUAUUUACUCAGGGGGUUGAAUACUUAUCAAGAUAUAUUAGUGUUUUUAUUUUUCAUACAUUUUUUACACAUUUAACAUUUUUCUUCCACUUUCACAUUACAGACUGUUGUGUAGAUCGUUGACAAAAAAGUCAAUUACAUCCAUUUUAAUCCCAUUUUGUAAGAAAAUGUGGAUGAAGUCAAGGGGUGUGAAUACUUUCGGAAGGCACUACAUAGGCAACACGUACAGAACACUGAAAUGAUGCUGGUUUUCAUACUUUCCCCCUCUCAGGUGCUUGCCUAUUCAACAUUUUGUUACAUAGGUCAAGGCCACAGUUGAUGUAAUAACGAACAAGCAAUAAAGGUUAUAUUGGGUGGACUUGAUG